Messenger RNA from Spirodela intermedia, 1107 nucleotides. Lineage: Eukaryota; Viridiplantae; Streptophyta; Magnoliopsida; Alismatales; Araceae. The record is from the annotation of a GenBank genome assembly.
AUGAGCACGACGCCGAGGAAGUGGUGGAGGCUGGCGGCGGCGACGGUCAAAGACAAGAGAAGUCUAUGCCUGGCUCGGCUGCGCCCGCCGCCCACGCGCCAGCAGCGGAGCGGCGGGGGGGGGAGUGGCGCCGCCAGGCUGCGCCACCACCCGGAACUGGAGGCGGCGGUGAUCAAGGCGACGAGCCACGACGAGACCCGCAUGGACUACAAGAGCGCCGGCAAAGUGUUCGCUUGGGCGCGAACGUCGCCCUCCGUCUUCCUCCGCCCGCUCAUGUGGGCACUCUCCCGGCGCGUGAGGAAGACCCGCAGCUGGGCUGUGGCGCUCAAGUCCCUCAUGCUGGCACACGGCGUCCUCCUCUGCUGUCGGCCCACCGCAGCCGCCGCGGGCCGCCUCCCCUUCGACCUGUCGAGCUUCCACGACCGAUCUUCGUGGGGACUCUCCGCCUUCGUCCGCGCCUACUUCAAUUUCCUCGAUCAGCGCUCGAUCUUCCUCACCGACGCCCACCGGGAAAAAGGGAUGAGGAGGGUGGAGAAAACGCAGGACCUUAUGGAGCUGCUGAUGCAGGUGAGGCCUUACGGUGACGAGGGGGCGGGGGCAAGGCUGCUGCUAGAGGCCAUGGAUUGCGUCGUCGUCGAGAUCUUUGAAGUCUACAGCGCCGUCUGUAGCGGCAUCGCCGGCGGCCUCGUCGGCAUAUUCGGCGCCUGCUCCGCGCCACCGUCUCUACAGCAGCGCAAGGCGGUGGAAGGCGCGAUGGGGAUCAGGGUGCUGCGGAGGGCGGCGGAGCAGAGCUCGCAACUGGCGGCCUAUUUCGAGUUGUGUAGGCGCAUGGGCGUCCUCAACGCGGCGGAACUGCCUCCGGUGGAGAGAAUCCCCGAGGAGGACAUCGAGGAUCUCGAGAUGCUGCUGUGGUUCGAGGCGUCCAGAGGAGAGACCGGUGGCGGAAUAGCUGAAGGAAUGGAAGAGGACGGAAGGAGGAAGAGGUUAGGGACGGUGGUGACGGAGAACUGGGUGGUGUUUGACGACGAACCGGCGCCGAGCGGCGCCGCCCCAUGCAGCUGCUGGGCCGAGCCCCUGCUUCUCGGGCCGCCCCAGAAUGGCCUGUAG